AUGGUAGAAGAAGAAAAAAAAGAUGGUAAUGGUAAUGAUGAAAAUGAGGAUGAUGAUGACAAAGAUGAUGGUGAUGAUAAUGAUGAAAGUGAGAAUGAUGAUGAUAAAGGUGAUGAUGAAAGUAGUAAUGAUGAUGGCAAAGGUGACAGUAAAAGAGAUGAUAAUGAUAUUGAUGGUGAUAACAAUAAUGAUGAUGGUGAUGAUGCUGAUAAUAAUGACGAUGGUGAUGAUGCUGAUAAUAAUGACGAUGGUGAUGGUGAUGAUGGUAAUGAUAAUGGUAAUGAUGGUGAUAAUAGUGAUGAUGUUGAUAAUGGUAAUGAUGGUGAUGGUAAUAAUGAUGCUGAUAAUGGUAAUGAUGGUAAUGAUGACAAUGGUGCUGAUAAUGGUAAUGAUAGUGAUAGUGGUAAUGGUGCUGAUAAGGAUAAUGAUAGUGAUGAUGAUG
Molecule: messenger RNA, 442 nt
Organism: Ambispora gerdemannii
Lineage: Eukaryota; Fungi; Glomeromycota; Glomeromycetes; Archaeosporales; Ambisporaceae
Source: the annotation of a GenBank genome assembly